Messenger RNA from Sciurus carolinensis (gray squirrel), 13480 nucleotides. RefSeq lists its product as uncharacterized. The coding region runs from base 5260 to 9330 and encodes 1356 amino acids. The transcript is spliced from 2 exons. The record is from RefSeq and is a predicted model, not a curated record. NCBI's taxonomy places the organism in Eukaryota, Metazoa, Chordata, Mammalia, Rodentia, Sciuridae.
CAAGUUGCUUGGGAGCAGAAUGAAAGAGAGGUGGGGCAGCUGGGAGGGAUGGGCGAGGAAAGGGACACACAUGUGCAGAAAAUCAGGCAUGGGAAGACACCCCAAACUGCCUGCUGUGGCCCGGAUAUCCCCUCUCCCCAGCUCCCUGUGCACACUCAGUGCAUCUCCCUUUGCCUGAGCAAACAGGACUUGUAACUAGGGCCUUUGCUGAGGCCAGCACAUAACAGGGCCACUGGAAUGCACAAGGACAGGAUCAUUCUCAAAGAGAAAAGGAGCAGUCCCAGAAAAAUGGGUAUCUCAGUGAAGCCUUGAAGAACAUAAAGCAGCUCUCUAGGUAAAUAAGACCCAGAAGGACACUCCAGAACAAAGACGGCUUGAGAGAGCAGGACGGGGCUCAGAGACAGGUAGGAAGGCCGAGGGCCAGAGGCUGGAAUGAGGAAGGUCUGCCUCCAGGGCAGUCUGCACAGGGAACUGGGCCAACCAGGGGUGGCUUCUCUCCAAAGUGUGCCCGGGGAGGUCCCUGCUGGUUGCCAAGCUCAGACAUGAACUUUGGGCCAGCAGGUGACUUUGUACACUCUCGGCCCCACAUGGGAUAGUUGGCUCAGUCUUGAAUGGUAGAUGCCACUGCACCAACAGCUGGGAAGAGAGAAAGUAACACGACUCAAGGCACACGAGGGGUCCUGACCAGAAUCCCUGGGCCCAGUGGCUUUUCCGUGAGUACUCAGAGGGCUGAUCCCAGGUCUGAAAACAACGACAGUAUCAUUCAAGAUUCAAAGGUAGACACUCACCAUGGAGAAAGUGAGGCUGGGGUGUAGCUCGGUGGGAGGGCUCUUGCCUGGCAUGUGAGGCCCUGGGAUCCAUCCCCAGCACCACAAAAAUGAGAAAAGAAAGUGAAAAGACAUCCUGCAGAGUAGAAGAAAAUGUUUGCAAGUCAUAUAUCAGGUAAGCCUGAUAUCCAGAAUAUGUAAAAGAACUCACAGAACUCAACAACAACUUGGUGUAAAAAUGGACAGAGGAUUUGAGUAGACAUUUGUAUACCUUAUCUCUCAAGAAGGCAUACAGUAGUCAAAAAGCACACAAAAAGGUGCUCAGCAUCAGUAGUCAUCUGGGAAAUGCAAAUCAAACCCAAGAUGAAAUACCACUUCACACCCUCUAGGAUGGCUAGAAUUAAAAGAUAGAAAAUAACAAGUGUUAGUGAGGACAGGGAGAAAGUGGAACCCUCUCAACAUGGCUAGGAGGCAUGUCAAAUGGUGCAGUCACUUUGGAAAUCAGACCCUCAAAUGAUUAAAGUUGUCCUAUGACCCUGCAAUUCCACUCAUAGGUGUGUAUCCAAGAGAAAUGAGAUCAUAUCCACAUAAAAACUUGUACGUGAAUGUUCAAAGCAGUGUUCAUUCUAAUUGCCAAAAGGUGGAAACCACCCAAAUGUUCUUCACCUGAUGAAUAGGUAGGCAGUGGUAUAGCCACCGAGUCAUAAAGAGUCAAGUACUACUCCGUGCAACACGGACAGACCUUGACACACCACUCAGGACAAGAAGCCAGAUGCAAAAGACCACUUAUUACAAGAUUUUUUUUCUAUGAAAUGAAUGUCCAGAAGAGGAAAUUCUCAAAAGACAGAAAGCAGAUGAGUGGCCAUCAGGGCCUGGGGAUGGUGUGUGUGUCAUGGGGUGCGGCGGAGAGAGAUUGCCAACAGGAUUAAAGCCUCUUUGGGCAGUGAUGAAAUGUCUUGGAAUUGGAUUGUGGUCGUGGUUGCACAACUUGUGAGUGCAUUACCAAAUACCCAGUUCACUUUAUUAUUAUUUGGGUACUGAAACCCAGGGGUGCCCCUCCACUAUGCUGCAUUUUUUAAAUUUUAAGAUAGGGUCUUGCUAAAUUUCUGAAGGUCUUGCUAAAUUGCUGAAGCUGGCCUCCAAUCUGUGAUCCUCUUGCCUCAGCCUCCUGAGCCACAGGUAUUAUAGGCGUGUGCUACUGUGCCCGACUACCUUGUUCAGAUUUCAUAUGUGAAUCAUAUAAUGGAAAAGGACAGGGAAAGCAGAUGGGUGGGAGGUGCACGGGCUCUCACAUUGCCCUGGAAUGCCCUUGCCUGUCACCUGUGGCCCAAGUCGGUUCUGCUUUGGGAGGAGGCUGGAUCCUAGACACAGUCACCUCCCUACACAUGCUCAGGGGACCUGAAGGCUUGGCAGUGAGAGAGCUGUCUAUAGCCAAGGGUGUUUUGUCCCUGGAGUCGAGGAGCACCAGUUCCUUACCUGGUCCUGCAGGUAAAGCGAGGCUUCCGAGACCGAGUUCUCCAUGGCAGUCUUGCCUCUUUCCUGGCUCUCCCUCAGCUCAGCCAGCUCCUUCUCAAUGUCAGCCACAGUGACUCUGUGAUGCAUAAGAGCCCACCUAGCUCCAGGGCCAGACCAGAGACCCGAGCUCAGCAGCACAGAGCCUGGUCCCUGGGGCUGCAGGGGGAUGAAGGAGGCCCGCUCGCUGCCCCUGACAGGCCCUGCUUCUGCCCCAGGAGCUGCCCAGUGUGUUGAUCCGAGGUGUCUGGGCAGUGGGACAGGGCCCUGCACAGAGGAGCUCUGAGGAACUGGAGCUGGAUCUCCCCCCAGGACAGUGGGAGGAGCCUUGUGCCAUCGAAGCCCUGCUUGUGAGCUGUUUUAGGAACCUGAGGGACUCCUGCCAGUUCCUUGAACUAGAUUUGGCAAUCUGAAGAACAGGUAUGACCCAGGUCAAAGAGAGCAGUCAAAGCAGGGCAGGAGAAAAGUGAGGGCUGCCACCACCUCCCGGCUGGGGAACACAGGACGCCAGGACGGGGGCGCACAGGGUGAGCGUCUCACCGGAUGAUGCCCAGCUGCAGGCCCAGCUGGCUAGCCUUCAGCUCCUUCCCCGCUUCCCGCUCACUGUCCCCUUCCAGGAGCCUUUGUAGCUUGUUCAACUGCAAACCCAAUGGCAGGGGAAGGUCAGGCAGGCCUGGUCCCCCUUCCUGCAUGUGCUCCUGCAGCCCACACGUGCUCCUCCCGUUCUCUAAUCUUUACCCAGUCCUUCCUGACAAAAACCUAGGUCCCUUCUGGACAUCCAGACACCCACCGGCCUCCUGGAUGCAGAUAGCUGGCAUUGAGAAUUCUAAAUUCCUAGCAGCCCCUUGCAAUGACCUCUGUCCCCAGAAAGUGCCAAGUCUGCCACAUAUAAUCAAAGGAGCUGAAGCCUGCUUAACUCAGCCAUAUCUUAAUAGCUUUGAGGUUCAGGAAAUGAACACAGUAAUACUUGGGGUGCACUUCCUAUCUGAUGGAUGGCAAAGGUUCAGUCAGACAACAGAUCUGAGAAAGGACUGUGUCACCAUCAAGCACAAAGCACAAGUGCUCUGACCCCCCAGGAGGCAAAGGAGGUUCACCUUCCCUUACAUACUUGGGCUCUUUCCUGACGAACUUCUUUGGCCAAGGCCUUUAGACUCUUCAGCUGUUCCUGCAGGUCAGGGGGUAUGGUCUUUUGGACUAGGAAAACGGAGGCCUUAUUGUUAGAGGGGUUAGAUUCCCAGUGGAUUCCCACUCUGCAUUUCCAACCCCAAACAAAAUGAAGAACCCCAGAGAACACUGCCUUCCCUGGUGAGUGUGGGGAGGGGAUGAGGAAGGAGGGAAGAGGAUUUUCUUUCUCCCAUAGAAAACCCGCUUAGUAGCCUAAAGGGCCAGGAGCCCUCUGACCCCAGGCGCCCUCUGACCCACCGCUGGGAUUUUACUCAUCCCUGGAACCUAGACACAAGCGAGGCAAGCUCUCUACCGCGGCUCCGCUCCUGGCAGAGGGGCUGCAUUCCUCCCCUGAGGCCCGUCAGAACUGCUGGCCUAGCUCCAGCCUUUGCCCCACCUAUUCAUUUGGACCCUGAAGGCCUGUGGGGCCCAGAAAGUCUCAGAGGGGACACACGAUACCUGGAGUUGUGGCCAGGGGAAGGGAAGGAUGCCGCUGACUUAGAGUGAAAACAGUGACCUCUCCCCAGCCCUCCACGGGGUACCCACCCGUCAGCGCCGGCAGGCUCUGUACCCCGGGGUACCCACCCGUCAGCGCCGGCAGGCUCUGUACCCCGGGGUACCCACCCGUCAGCGCCGGCAGGCACUGUACCCCGGGGUACCCACCCGUCAGCGCCGGCAGGCUCUGUACCCCGGGGAACCCACCCGUCAGCGCCGGCAGGCACUGUACCCCGGGGUACCCACCCAUCAGCGCCAGCAGGUACUGUAUCUUCUCCAAGUCAGUGUGGCCAGCUUUCUCCUCAUCCAGAUCCUUCAUUCUCUCCUUUAGCUCCACAUAGAGGCUGAUGAUCUCACCCAUCAGACGAAAUGUUUCCACGGCCAUGGGGAAGUUGGGGGCCAGUUUCUCCAGUGACUCACGCCUCUCACUAUGGGCCUCACUCCUUUCCGAGUCUUCUUGACUCGCGAAAGAGGGAACCUCUUGGACAGGGGCCAUCUGGGCAGGAUGCCCAGGUUGCUGUGAGUCACUUGUUCUGUUUGGAUCCAAAUAUUCCUGAUCAUGUGGACCAAUGCCAGGAUAACCUGGGCCAGAGACAGAGUAUGCUCUACCUUGUUGAGCUGCCCUUGGGUACACCUGGCCUUGCAGAUCAGGUCCAGAUGAUACUGAGAGCUGUUGAUCUGGGGCUCGGCCCCGCUGGUCUGAGCCAGGGUGUGUCAAGCCUCGCUGAUAGGUUCCUGGUGAUGCCAAACCUCGACUGGGUAACAGUGAUGACACCUGGCCUCGUGGCUCUCGGCCAGGAGGUCCCACACCACGUGGAUAUGCAGCAGGCUGAGCCAAACCACCAGGAUAGACACCAGGUUGGAAAAAUCCAGGGGGAUAAGCAUCAGGUUGGACCAAACCAGGAGGAUGUUCUCUAGGUUGAGCUAAGCCAGACAUGUAUACGCCAGGCUGAACCAAGCCACGUGGCUCUGUACUCGGCUGUAACGAAACACGCUGACCCGUUCCAGGCUGCCCUGUACCAAACUGACCUGCACCAAGCUGGGCAAAGCCACGCUGAUCCACACCAUAUGGCACAAAGCCACGCUGACCCAUCCCAGGUUGCAUGAAACCAUGCUGAACCAUACCAGGUGGUGCCAAGCCACGCUGACGCAUGCCAGAUGGCGCCAAGCCACGCUGACCCACACCAGGGGGUGCUACAGCACUCUGAUCCAUGCCAGGUGGCACCACAGCACCCUGAUCCACACCAGAGGGAACAAACCCACGCUGAUCCACACCAGGUAACACUAAAGCACCUUGAUCCAUGCUGGGUGCUACUACAGCAUGCUGAUCCAUGCCAGAUGGCACCAAGCCACGCUGAUCCACACCAGGUGGCACCAAGCCACGCUGAUCCACACCAGAUGGCAACAAGCCACGCUGAUCCACACCGGGUGGCACCAAGCCACGCUGAUCCACACCGGGUGGCACCAAGCCACGCUGAUCCACGCCAGAUGGCACCAAGCCACGCUGAUCAACACCAGGUGGCACCAGACCACGCUGAUCCACACCAGGUGUCACCAGGCCACGCUGAUCCAUGCCAGGUGGCACCAGACCACGCUGAUCCACGCCAGGUGGCACCAGACCAUGCUGAUCCAUGCCAGGUGGCAACAGACCACGCUGCUCCACGCCAGGUGGCACCGGACCACGUUGAUCCAUGCCAGGUGGCACCAAGCCACGCUGAUCCACGCCAGGUGGCACCGGACCACGCAGAUCCACGUCAGGUGGCACAACACCAUGCUGAUCCAUGCCAGGUGGCACCAAGCCAAGCUGAUCCACAUCAGGUGGCACCACGCCACGCUGAUCCACGCCACGUGGCACCAAAUCACGCUGAUCCAUGCCAGGUGGCACCAAACCACGCUGAUCCACGCCAGGUGGCAUCAAACCACGCUGAUCGACGCCAGGUGGCACCAAGCCAAGCUGAUCCACACCAGGUGGCAUCAAACCACGCUGAUCCACGCCAGGUGGCACCAAAGCAAGCUGAUCCACGCCAGGUGGCAUGAUGCCACGCUGAUCCACUGCAAGGGGCAGCAAGCCAAGCUGAUCCACGCCAGGUGGCACUACACCACGCUGAUCCACGCCAGGCGGCACCAAGCCACGCUGAUCCACACCGGGUGGCACCAAGCCACGCUGAUCCACUCCGGGUGGCACCACGCCACGCUGAUCCACUCCGGGUGGCACCAAGCCACGCUGAUCUACACCAGGUGUCACCAAGCCACGCUGAUCCGCACCGGGUGGCACCAAGCCAUGCUGAUCCACUCCCGGUGGCACCACACCACGCUGAUCCACACCGGGUGGCACCAAGCCACGCUGAUCAACGCCGGGUGGCACCAAGCCACGCUGCUCCACUCCCGGUGGCACCACGCCACGCUGAUCCACGCCGGAUGGCACCACGCCACGCUGAUCCACACCGGGUGGCACCACGCCACGCUGAUCCACUCCGGGUGGCACCACGCCACGCUGAUCCACUCCGGGUGGCACCAAGCCACGCUGAUCCACUCCGGGUGGCACCACGCCACGCUGAUCUACACCUGGUGGCACCAUGCCACGCUGAUCCACACCGGGUGGAACCACGCCACGCUGAUCCACACCGGGUGGAACCACGCCACGCUGAUCUACACCGGGAGUCACCAAGCCACGCUGAUCCACUCUGGGUGGCACCAAGCCAUGCUGAUCAAUGCCGGGGGGCACCACGCCACGCUGAUCCACUCCGGGUGGCACCAAGCCACGCUGAUCCACUCCGGGUGGAACCACGCCACGCUGAUCUACACCGGGUGGCACCACGCCACGCUGAUCCACACUGGGUGGAACCACGCCACGCUGAUCCACACCGGGUGGCACCAUGCCACGCUGAUCCACACGGGGUGGCACCACGCCACGCUGAUCUACUCCGGGUGGCACCACGCCACGCUGAUCAACUCCGGGUGGAACCACGCCACGCUGAUCCACACCAGGUGGCACCAAGCCACGCUGAUCCACUCCGGGUGGCACCACGCCACGCUGAUCCACUCCGGGUGGCACCACGCCACGUUGAUCUACACCGGGUGGCACCAAGCCACGCUGAUCAACGCCGGGUGGCACCAAACCACGCUGAUCCACGCCGGGUGGCACCAAGCCACGCUGAUCCACACCGGGCGGCACCAAGUCACGCUGAUCCACGCCAGGUGGCACCAAGCCACGCUGAUCCACUCCGGGCGGCACCAAGCCACGCUGAUCCACUCCGGGUGGCACCACGCCACGCUGAUCAACGCCCGGUGGCACCAAACCACGCUGAUCCACUCCGGGUGGCACCAAGCCACGCUGAUCAACUCCGGGUGGCACCACGCCACGCUGAUCAACGCCCGGUGGCACCAAACCACGCUGAUCCACUCCGGGUGGCACCAAGCCACGCUGAUCCACUCCGGGUGGCACCACGCCACGCUGAUCUACACCGGGUGGCACCAUGCCACGCUGAUCUACUCCGGGUGGCACCACGCCACGCUGAUCAACUCCGGGUGGCACCAAGCCACGCUGAUCCACUCCGGGUGGCACCACACCACGCUGAUCAACGCCGGGUGGCACCAAGCCACGCUGAUCAACGCCGGGUGGCACCAAGCCACGCUGAUCCACACCGGGUGGCACCAAGCCACGCUGAUCCACUCCGGGUGGCACCGCACCACGCUGAUCUACAUCAGGUGUCACCAAGCCACGCUGAUCUACACCGGGUGGCACCACGCCUCGCUGAUCCACUCCGGGUGGCACCAAGCCACGCUGAUCCACUCCCGGUGGCACCAAGCCACGCUGAUCCACUCCCGGUGGCACCACGCCACGCUGAUCUACACUGGGUGGCACCAAGCCACGCUGAUCCACGCCGGGUGGCACCACACCACGCUGAUCAACGCCGGGUGGCACCAAGCCACGCUGAUCAACGCCGGGUGGCACCAAGCCACGCUGAUCCACUCCGGGUGGCACCAAGCCACGCUGAUCCACUCCCGGUGGCACCAAGCCACGCUGAUCCACUCCCGGUGGCACCACGCCACGCUGAUCUACACUGGGUGGCACCAAGCCACGCUGAUCCACGCCGGGUGGCACCAAGCCACGCUGAUCCACUCCGGGUGGCACCAAGCCACGCUGAUCCACUCCCGGUGGCACCAUGCCACGCUGAUCCGCACCGGUUGGCACCAAGCCACGUUGAUCCUCUCCGGGUGGCACCACGCCACUCUGAUCUACCCCGGGUGGCACCACGCUACGCUGAUCUACGCCGGGUGGCACCACACCACGCUGAUCCAUUCCGGGUGGCACCACGCCACGCUGAUCCACACCGGGUGGCACCACGCCACGCUGAUCUACACCGGGUGGCACCACACCACGCUGAUCCACUCCGGGUGGCACCAAGUCACGCUGAUCCACUCCCGGUGGCACCACGCCACGUUGAUCUACACCGGGUGGCACCACGCCACGCUGAUCUACACUGGGUGGCACCGAGCCACGCUGACCUACACCGGGUGGCACCGAGCCACGCUGAUCCACUCCUGGUGGCACCACGCCACGCUGAUCUACACCUGGCGGCACCACGCCACGCUGAUCUACACCGGGCAGCACCAAGCCACGCUGAUCCACUCCCGGUGGCACCACGCCACGUUGAUCUACACCGGGUGGCACCACGCCACGCUGAUCUACACUGGGUGGCACCGAGCCACGCUGACCUACACCGGGUGGCACCGAGCCACGCUGAUCCACUCCUGGUGGCACCACGCCACGCUGAUCUACACCUGGCGGCACCACGCCACGCUGAUCUACACCGGGCAGCACCAAGCCACGCUGAUCCACUCCCGGUGGCACCACGCCACGCUGAUCUACACCGGGCAGCACCAAGCCACGCUGAUCCACUCCCGGUGGCACCACGCCACGCUGAUCCACACCGGGUGGCACUACACCACGCUGAUCCACUCCAGGCGGGACCACGCCACGCUGAUCCACUCCGGGCGGCACCACGCCACGCUGAUCCACUCCGGGUGGAACCACGCCACGCUGAUCCACACCGGGUGGCACCAAGCCACGCUGAUCCACACCGGGUGGCACCACGCCACGCUGAUCCACGCCGGGUGGCACCAAGCCACGCUGAUCCACUCCGGGUGGCACCACGCCACGCUGAUCCACUCCAGGUGGCACCACGCCACGCUGAUCCACGCCGGGUGGCAUCACACCACGCUGAUCCACGCCGGGUUGCACCAAGCCACGCUGAUCCACGCCGGGUGGCACCACGCCACGCUGAUCCUUGCCGGGUGGCACCAAGCCACGCUGAUCCACUCCGGGUGGCACCACGCCACGCUGAUCUACGCCGGGUGGCACCACACCACGCUGAUCCACUCCGGGUGACACCAAGCCACGCUGAUCCACUCCCGGUGGCACCACACCACGCUGAUCCACUCCGGGUGGCACCAUGCCACGCCUAUCCACUCCAGUGGGCACCAAGCCACGCCGAUCCAUGCCAGGGGGCACCAAGCCACGCUGAUCCAUACCAGGUGACACUACAGCAUGUUGAUCCAUGCCAGAUGGGACCAUGCCACCUUGUUCCAUGCCAGGUAUCAUCAUGACACGCUGAUCCAUGCUAGGUGGCGCCAUGUCAUGCUGAUCCACUGCAGAUGGCACUGUGCCACGCUGAUACAAGCUAGGAGGCACCAUGCCACGUUGGUACACACCGGGUGGCACUGUGCCACGCUGAGACACACCCAGUGGCACCAUGCCAUGCUGAUCCAUGCCAGAUGCCACCAAGGCAGGCUGAUCCAUGCCGAGUGGCUCCAAGCCAGACUCACUCACACCGGGUGGCACCAAACCAGGCUGGCCCACGCCGGGUGGCACCAAACCAGGCUGUCCCACGCCAGAUGGCACCACGCCACGCUGGCCCGCGCCGGGUGGCACCACGCCACGCUGACCCGUGCCGGGUGGCACCACGCCACGCUGACCCGUGCCGGGUGGCACCACGCCACGCUGGCCAACACCGGGUGGCACCACGCCACGCUGGCCAACACCGGGUGGCACCACGCCACGCUGACCCACGCCUGGUGGCAGCACACCACUCUGACUCAUACCAGGUUGCACCAAAUCAUGCUGAACUGCACCAGCUGAUGUCAAACCAUACUGAUCCACUCCAGGCUGCACCAAACCUUGCUGAUCUAUGCCAGGCUGGGCCAGACCAUACUGAUCUGCACCAGGCUGUACCAAACCACGCUGACCUAUACCAGGUUGGACUAAGCCACGUUGUGCCAUACCAGGUUGCACCAACCCAGGUAGAGGUGCACCAGGCUGCACCCAAAGAUCACUAGGCAGUGCCCCAAGUUGUGCCAGACCAUACUGAUCCAUUCCAGGAUGGACCAACCCCUGCUGAUCUGUGUCACGUUGCACCAAACCAUGCUGAUCUGCACCAGGUGGCACCAGAUCGUGUGGAUAUGCACCAGGUUGGACAAAGCCAGGCUGAGUUGUGCCAGGAGGUACCAAACUAGGCCUGUGUGGACCAGGGUGGACCAAAGUACGCGGACUUAUGCCAGGUUGCACCAAACCUUGUCGGUCUGUCCCAGGUGGUACCAAAAUACUCGGAUCUGCACCAGGCUGCACAAAGCCAGGCCGAUCUCUGCCAGGCUGGACAGAAUCACGCUGCUCUGCGCCAGGUUGUAUGAAGCCAGGUGCUUCCAAAGUGGGCUGUCCCAGACCUUGUUGAUCUCCAACAACCUGCAUCAGACCAGGUGAUACCAAAGCACGCUCAUCUGUAAGAGGUAGAAGCAAUCCCUGUUGGUCCACGCCAGGCAGUGCCCGUUGUUGCUGAUCCAUGCCAAGGAGUCCCAUAUCACGCUCAUGUGUGCCAGGCUGUUCCACACUACGUUCAUCUGUGCCAGGAAGUAUUGUGCCAUAUGGAUAGGUUCUGAGCGGAACCAUACCAAGUUGGUCUGUACCUGGUUGUCCCAAUCUUUCUUGAUCCCUGCCAGGUACUAAAGGUGGCACCACACCACGCUGAUCCAUGCCAAGUGGUGCCAAGACCUGAUAGUACAUUUCGGGUGGCAGCUCACCAAGCUGACUCCCACCGAGAGGCACCACACCAUGUGGAUGAGUGCUAGGAUAUGGAAAUUCAAAUCGCUCUGGUCUUGUUCUUUGCUGACCUGGCCAUUCAUAGACUUCAUCUUGGCCGAUACGCACUCCACGACGCUGAUCUGGAUAUGCAUAAUGCUGAUCUCUGGCUAAGGGCAAGUCCUGUUGAGAUGGGCCAGGGCGUACCUCUCGCUCGUCUCUUCUUGGAUGGGUCGUGGUGGGUGUCUCUCUGCCUUUGCGGCGCUCUGACUCUGCUCUUAACUGGGAUGUAGACUGGCGCGGUUUUGGCAUGCCGGCUUCAUCACGAACCCUGCCCAGAAAUCUAGUAGUAGAGGAACCCCUGCUUCGAUCUCUGAGGGAGACACCUUCAGAGGGGUGUCCACUGGAUUCUGAUGACUGAUCCAGGCCACCAGUGGAAUCCCGAGUCUGGUCAGGACUUGGAUGUUUGACAGAGACUGAACUUGGAGCUUGAUCACUCAGUGUUAAAGAAGACGGCCCUUUGCGCUUAGGAAGCCCCACUUCUGAGCCCUGGAUGAAGAGGAAGAAGGAAAUCAAUAACUGCAAGUCAAACAUACUGUGAGAGUCAAAAGAAAGGAGAUCUGGGAUAACUAACUAUGGUGAUUUAAAGUCCUUAAUGAGAAAAGUCCUAAAAGCUAAGUUAGACAUAAAGACUUUUAACAUUCUUAAAGGUCAUCAGGUUUUUGACACUCAGCCCACGUGCAACAUGCCAAUUCCCUUCAAAAAAGAUGGGGAAGCUGCAAAUACCAGCGAUCCUCCAGGUUCUGAGUCAUAAAUAAAAGAAGUUAUUUGUUAAAUUUAAAAUCUAAAGUCUGCCCAUUAUAUUAUAUUUUGAGACAGGGGCUUGCUAAACUGCUGAUAGUAGAGGCAUACACUGGAGAUGAGCAAACCAAAAUGAAAAGCAUCCAAGCCUUGGGUCAGAACUCCAUAGACAGGGAUUUUCUCUAUGGACUCUCACGGGGAGUGCCAGGAGAAGUGUACAAAGACGGAACCUGGGGUAGAUACCAAUCCUCGGGGCAGACCCAUACGGUGGCGUACUAUGAACCCACUCAAAGUUAAUGAUGGGCUGUUUCCAUUUUCAGCCAAGAUGGAGACAGAGACUGGAUUUACCCUCUCAUCUGUAACAACCAAAACCCAACAGCUAUGAAAUAGAGGUUUUCCAAACAUGGCUACCAGGUAAUGAAGAAAGAAAAUUCAUGGGGGAAUGGAGAAAUAGUGUGUUUCCAGGCUACAGUGCAGGGAGGGGGAACUGGCGCAGAGCCUGGAGGGUUUCUGGAGUCGAGGAGAUGGAGCUGAGCAUUAAGGGAGACUGAGGCAACUCCAGUUCAAAGGGCAGAAUAUCAGCAGAAGGGAAAUACAGAAGGUCCCUUCUAGAAACCAGCACAGAAAUGAUCAGCACAUACAUGUGAGGAGAGCAGCCAGCCUGGGAAACAACCAACUUUGCACAGCUAGAGGGAGCAGCACCCAGACUAUGGGACCGGGCACGAUGCCUGCUUUCACCAGCCAGUUUGGAAAAACUCAUCAUUUAUGGGGCCCAGGGCAGUGUUCUCAGCAAAGUGUUGCCUCCGAGGUGGAGAAGAGUCAGCCCAAGACUGAACACUGCUAUGGACCCACCUCACAAAUCUAGAAGCAAGAGCUGAGAGGAUCAAAUGGUUUUCAAAUAAGUGCAUCAUGGUGGUGGAUCGUAAAAAUAUUCAGCAUCCAGGGAAGAAAAAUUCACAAUGACUGGCAAGCAAUCAAAGAUGACCAGGCAUGUAAAGAGACAGAAAAGCAUGACCCUUAACAGGGAGAUGACUUAGUUGAUUGAAACCACACUAACACUGACCCAGGUGUUAGAAUUAACAGGAAAGGACACUAAAACAAUUAUUAUGGCUAUUAUUUCUUAUGUUCAAAAAGAGCCAGUCACAGGAGGUGGUGGAUGAAGCCAGUCAUCAUCAGAGAUUUCAACACCCUGCAUCCAUCAUCCGUCAGAAGUAGGGACGCUGGUAAGGACGUUGCCCUGUUUUCUGAGGGCUACCAUAAUGAAGUCCCAUAACCUUUAACAGAAGAAAUUUCUCGUCUCCGAAGUUCUAGAGUCUAGAAGUCUGAAGCGCAAUCGUCAGCAGGACUGGUUCCAUCCAGGGCCUGAGGGAGCAGCUCUCUGCCUCACCGGGCCUUGCAGCCUCCAGCCCUCCUUGGUCUGUAGGAGGCCUUUCCCUUACUUCACAUCGUCUUCCCUCUGUACAUGACUGUGGUGUCCAGAUUCCCUUCUUAUAAGGACACACUCGUAUGGGGUUAGGGCCCAUCACAAUGACUUCAUCUGAACUCCAUCAUCUGCCAAGUUCCUGUUUCCAAAUAAGGUCACGUUCACAGGUCCUGGGGUUUAAGAUCUCAAGAUUUGUUUUGAAAGGAGAGUGUAACCCUAAUGUAUGUAAUAAACUUCAAUAAC